AUGAAGCCAGCUGGGGGCCGCCUGCUCCUCCCGCUGCUGCUGGCCGCGGUGCUGACGGGAACCCGCGCUCAUCCUGUGCCAAGGGCCACCAGGCUCCCAUCAGAUGCAAAAAAAUGCCACCUAGCCCGGUUCAAAUCUCUGGCCCCGCAAGAGCUGAAGGCCUUCAGGAAUGCCUCGGAUGCCAUAGAAAAGUGGCUGCUCGAGAAAGAUGUCAAGUGCAGCUCCCGCCUCUUCCCCAGGGCCUGGGAUCUAAAGCAGCUGCAGGUCCAGGAGCGCCCCAAGGCCCUGCAGGCUGAGCUGGCCCUGACACUGGAGGUCCUGGAGAACUUGACUGACUCAGCCCUGGGCCCCAUCCUGGACCAGCGUCUUCACACGCUGCGCCACAUCCAGUCCCAGCUGCAGACCUGUACACAGUCUCAGCCCACAGCAGAGCCCGGGUCCCCGAGUGGCCGCCUCUCCCUCUGGCUGCACAGGCUCCAGGAGGCCCAGGAGAAGGAGACCCCCGGCUGCCUGGUGGACUCUGUCACUUCCAACUUCGUCCGGCUGCUCAUGGGGGACCUGAAAUGUGUGGCCAGAGGAGAUCAGUGUACCUGAGCUCAGACCCUCCUGCCAGCU
This is a messenger RNA of Myodes glareolus (Bank vole), 615 nucleotides long. The record is from RefSeq and is a predicted model, not a curated record. Lineage: Eukaryota; Metazoa; Chordata; Mammalia; Rodentia; Cricetidae.